Columba livia (rock pigeon) is the source of this 5974-nucleotide messenger RNA. It is a transcript of the gene PTP4A3, whose product is annotated as protein tyrosine phosphatase 4A3. Gene Ontology annotation, molecular function: protein tyrosine/serine/threonine phosphatase activity; protein tyrosine phosphatase activity. Lineage: Eukaryota; Metazoa; Chordata; Aves; Columbiformes; Columbidae. The transcript is spliced from 6 exons. Gene Ontology annotation, biological process: protein dephosphorylation; endothelial cell migration. The record is from RefSeq and is a predicted model, not a curated record. The coding region runs from base 836 to 1357 and encodes 173 amino acids. Gene Ontology annotation, cellular component: nucleus; cytoplasm.
GCGUGGGCGGGGCCGGGGCGGGGGGCGCGGGCGGGCGCGGAGCGGCGGCGGCGGCGGCAGCGGCUGCAUGUGCGGGGCGGGGAGUGGAGCGGGGCUGGGCGGGCGGCGCGGAGCGGAGCGGAGCGGGGCGGCACGGCCGGAACCGGCGAGCAGCCUCGCUCUCUGUUGGGAUUUAUGGAGGUGCUGAGGAGCAGCUCUGAGCCCCGCAGCCCCCGGCAGCCCGUCCCCUAAAGCAGCGCCCGCCCGCCUCGCCUCGUCUCGCCCGGCACCCCGACCCUCCGACUCAACCAUUCAAGGCUUCCGUGCAUGGAUCGCCCGAGCGAGGGACCGCUGCCCAACGCCGCCGACGCCGCCCCGUAGACUCCCGGCCCCCCGUGCCACCCCCAAGUACUCCACAUACCCCGAUGGGGUAACGUGACGGGGGUCACCCUCCCGCCACCGCCACCCCACACAUGCAGAGGCCUUUCUAGAGUGCCAGGGAGCGCACGGCACCGGAGGCGGCAGCCGCUCGCCGUCGCACACACACCGAGGACGCCAACACUACAGCAAAGGGAUUUUUAUUUUUUUUUUAAUUAUUAUUAUUAUCAUCAUUAAUAUUAUUUUGUUUUCCCUUCUGGCUUUUUCCCUGGGAGGGCUCGCGGUGUGUCAAGCAAGCCAGCACGCACCCAGGAGCUGGGAUUAUUUGCACAACGUCUGUAUAUUGAGUUCUCAAUCCUGUUUUAUUUUUUAAGUACAGAGGGGUUAUUGCUUCUUUUGUUUCCCCCUCCACGCCACACUUGUCUUGGAUUUUUUUCCCCCCUCGCCAUCAGCACCACCUCACUCCUCCCGUCCCACCAUGGCCCGAAUGAACCGCCCCGCGCCAGUGGAGGUCUGCUACAAAAACAUGAGGUUCCUAAUCACGCACAACCCCACCAACGCCACGCUCAACACCUUCUUGGAGGACCUGAAGAAAUACGGUGCCACCACGGUUGUGCGAGUGUGCGAAGUGACCUACGACAAGACCCCCCUGGAGAAGGACGGCAUCACCGUCAUGGAUUGGCCGUUCGAUGAUGGAGCGCCUCCUCCCAGCAAGAUAGUGGAAGAUUGGCUCAACUUGCUGAAGACCAAGUUCUGCGAAGACCCCGGUUGCUGCGUGGCCGUGCACUGCGUGGCUGGGCUGGGGCGUGCUCCUGUCCUCGUCGCGCUGGCCUUGAUCGAGAGCGGGAUGAAGUACGAAGAUGCCAUCCAGUUCAUCCGACAGAAGCGCAGAGGAGCCAUCAACAGCAAGCAGCUGACGUACUUGGAAAAAUACCGACCAAAGCAGAGACUCCGAUUUAAGGACCCUCAUAACCACAAGAACAAAUGCUGCAUCAUGUAACCUCAAUGACCUCUUGCCAAAAUCCGUGCACACAGACACCCCGGGCACUCACGCGCAUCCCACCCCCUCCACCCCCUCGGCCAGCCCCGUGCACCCCACGUGUCACCCCACUGACAGGGCUGGGGUGGGGGGACAUGGAGCACCACCAGAGUGUUCCAGCACCCACAGCACGGUCAUACCGGAUCCCCAAAAAAACGCUGCUCUCUCCAGCUACAUCCAUGAGGUGUUAGCAGGCAGUGAGCUCACGUGAUGGUUCUUCAUCGCCUUCCUCCUCCUCCCUUUCCUGUCUCGUUGCACUGAGAGAGAUGGUGCUUGUUUUGGGGUGAUGCAGGCAGGGCUGUGCCAGCUGAGAAGGGAUGGGGAGCAGGAGGGCUGGAGCACCCCCAGAAAAACCCUUUCCCACCUCUUCCCUAUAAAUAAGGGCUGCAGCAACGGGAACGAAGGUGGGGAUGGUACAGUGGCCUCCGGGGGGAGGAUGGUGAUGGUAGGGAGAGGUGAAGGAGGCUUGUAGCUUGGUGCUGGUCCUGUGGCCAUGGAAAGGGCUGAGCUAAUUCUCUCCCCAGCACCAUUCCCUUUCUCCUGGCUCCUCUCCCACCUCCCCAUCUCCCCGUUGCCUUGAUGCCAACUGGGAUGCUACAGGUGGGGCUCAUUGGGGGCUCCCUGCAGCAAAGGCAGAGGCGCUGGGAAAUUUGGGGACCAUGGUGGAGCUUUGGGGCACCCAGCUUUGCCAGGGUGCAGGGACAGCACGUGGUCCCCCAGAGUGUGGGGUACUCUUUAUUUAUAGCUUCCAAAUUCAAUGCACAGGCUGGUGGGUUCUUUCCUGCCGUGUCCCCAUCACCAAGCCGUGGCACAACCCCCAGUUCUGGCUGCAGCACCCUGGGAAUGCAAUGUGCAUCUUGGGGCACGUCCAUGUCCUCCACCACCGCUUUUGCUGGCAAAGGGGCUGGGCUGCAGCUUUCCUGGGGGAUUUUGGAUGCUCAUGGCAAGAGCACAUCACCAAAUUUUGCACCUGCCUUUCCCAAAUCUUAACAUGGCACCUGUCACCCCAGGACCCCCCCGGCGCGUGCCCUGGUGGGGUGGACUCAGAGCUGCCCCCAAGCCAGGACAUUAAACAUCUCUCAACUUUCUGCCUUUUGAACGCUUGCAGCAGCUGGAGCGGUGGGCACGUAGGGGGUGUGGGGGUGUUUUUUUCUUUUGACAAGGAUAAGAAGAAAUUUGCUAAUUAAAGAAAAAAAAAAACUUAAAAAACCCCACAAACCUGUUUGUCUUCUGCACGUCCUCUGAACUUUCUUUCUCCUAUCCCUGCCCAGUGGAGCCGGGGAGAUGACCCGUGGACCCCAGACCGAUCUCCAGCACUGGGUCGUAGUUGGUUGCCAUCCAUUGUCACCAGGGCGAACAUGUGGCCCAAGGGAUGCUCCAGGUAUCCUUUGGGCUCGCUGCUGCUCACCUCCUCAGCUGCAGAGGAUCACAGAUGGUGGCACAAGGAAAAAUAGUCAUCCAGCAUCUCAUGGUCUUAGGCUACCCCACUUGAGAUGCCUUCAGAGCGCUGUGUUAGGUAUCUCCAGAGGUUUGUGUGCCUUCCAAAACAUAGUGUCCAGAGAUAUUUGCUUCAGAGGAUUCAUCUCUUAGGAUAAAUGGUGAGGAAGGCUGGUUAGACACCUUCGUUACCGGCAGAAUGGUAGGGGGUGGCUUCAUACCACCACGCACAGGCAGAAGAGGAGCUCGGAGCCAUUUGCAGCGCCAUUCCUCCGCUCCUGAUGGGAGCCAGCCCUGCUGCACAGCAGGGAUGGCCAUCCCAUGGGAUGCGCUGUGGCUCCAAGCAAAGUGGAGACCCUCCACGCAUGGCCCUGGAGCUGCCAUACUGCAUACCUCGUGCUUGUCCAAGCCCCCACAUGACGACACGGCCUUCAAUUCCUUGAGUUUCUCCUUCCCCAUUCCAGGCUGUUGGUUCCUAUGCCUCAUGGGGAAGGUGGCAGUGGUUGAAGGUUCUGCAUUGGUUUGGGAACAGUGAGAAACUGGGUUGAUAAAAAGACCUGAUCCUGUAUUGCAGCAGUUCUCUUGGGUGUGUUCACCAUCCCCAUCCUGUCCUGUUGUGUCCUGCUGCUGCUCAGACAGGUGCUGCUUCAUCCCCAGGGGUGGUAGGAGGUGGCUCAGCAUUGCAAUGGGGACAACCCUCAUCUCUCUUAGCCAGGAGACCUCAUCCCAUGUGCUCUCCAGUCACAACACGUUGUGCCACAACUUGCAGAGAGUUCAGGAUAAAGCAGUGGGAAUUGUUACUUUGUAGGCUUGGAGAUGUUUCUGCCCUGGCAAGAAGAGAAAUAUUUUCCUUGCCCAUGCUUGUGGGAGCGUCACAUUAGCAGAUUGCCCAGGGCAAGGGGUCCAGGGCUUCAGCCACGAUGUUUUGGAGCUGAGAUCAGGAUGGGGACAUUAGGGCUUGAAUUCAAGCCUCCUUCGGCCACAGGAACUCGUCACCUCCUCCGUGUAGGGUUUGAUGGUGGAAGUGCUCAUGGAAGUGCUCGGUGCUGCGCUCUGCUGAGAGUACACUCAAAUCUCAGCUUGCUGGGCUUGUUUGGGGGGAACACGAGGAGUUUGCGGUGCUCCUUCACUUUAUGUAGCAUCAACCCAACCACCUUAAAAAUAGAACUUCUAGUGUAAGAGAACUUCUUGACCUGGUACAGUCCACGUGGCCAAAUCCUGAGUGCCUCGGGCUGGCAGAGCAGCAUCUUGAUACUCUUCAGUUUUGUGAGUCACUGCAAAAAAAACAAACCCAAAUCAUGCUGCUUGUCCUCAAUUUCUUUCUUUUUUCUUGUUUUUAUCUAUGUCUUUCCACUCUCUAGAAUUUGCUGUCAUCUCUCAUGCGCUGCUCCAUGGACAGGACACCUCAGCAGCCCAGGAGCUCCUGUCCUUGCAUGGAGGGUUUGAACCCACUCCAAAGUUUAUCUGGGUUGGACUGCCGAAUAUUUGGGAUUUUUUUUUAUAUAGACUUGGACUCUUCUGUCUGAAGUACCAGCUCCUUGAUGUUUCAACCUAGAGAAGUUUAUGGAAACAUAAUGGGCUGGGGUUAUCCAACUGGGUUUGGGGUUGGGAAUUUCAAAAAAGAGCCCAGUUCCAUCACAAAAAUCUUGGGACAGUUGGGGAAGAGGGAAGGUUGGAACCCAGUAGGCACAUAGCACCAGAGCAAGGCCUAACCAGCCAAGGGCUCAUGGUUUGGGGGUCUCUCCUUGUACAGUAAUCCUCAUUUCACCUUGGAUGCCAAGAUGUUGAAAGGAGAGCCUUAUAAAUCAGAUGUAUUUGCUGACUCUUACUGCUCCAGUUGUCUCCAUUGGGUCAUAGGGAACAGACACCCCCAUGGCUUUGGCUACAAACCAACCACCUUAUCUGCAGAAGCAGAGGUACAAACUGUGUUUUAUACCUUCUCACCCCUAUCCAUCUCACUCACCCCCUCUAUGGAAACCCACCAUCCCUCCAUAGUUCGCAGGGACAGCGCUCCAAACUGGUAGAAAGAGCUUUGGAGACCCAAGAGAUGGCAAAGAGAGAUGCCCUAACCAUCCAACCAAGAGCUUGUAGGUUUUGCCCGGGAAUCAAUCAUGGCUGAACCUCAUGUGGGGGAAUAAAUCUGAGCAGGAACUCAUAGUUGUGUCCUCACACCCUUAGGAGGCUUUUGUGUCCCUUCUGUUAUCCAUGUUUGCCAGUCGGAUGGGGCGCGUGGUGGGGACAGCGGUGGGAGGAAGGCAAUGUGGCCAUUACAAAUGGCCAGCUUUUUAUUGAAGAAAGGUCUGGUGAUGCGUAUUUAAAGACUUUACAUUUUUAACUUCACAUGAGGAGUCUUGCAAUAAGGCUGACACUGUGGUGCUUGGGCUGAGAGCUGCAGAUGAGGAGGAUUACGAGUAACAGAUUUCCCGAGGAUGCUGAGAGUCUUGCUCGAUCUGCAAUAGAACAAGUCGCUUUCUUCUUUCUUUCUUUCUUUCUUUUUUUUUCUUUAUUUUUAAAUUUUCAUUCGUUUUGUUCAUUUUUCAUUAGUCCCAGUGGGAAAGCACACGGGGAGAUUUGUGACUUCCAUGCAGUUUCCAGGAUCUUAUAUCUCAUUUGCUUCCCGCGGGCUGGGCAGGUGCAGUUCGAUGGGUGGAUUUUGAUGGAAUUCUGGCUGGUGGAAUCAAAACGUAGCUGGUUUCUCUGCUUGGGGGGGUUGUUUUGGGUUGUUUUGCUGCGUUGGGCUUCCCUUUAGAUGCUGAUCUCCCAAUGAACUCUUGACUUCCCUUCUGUUCCUUUCUGUGCAACAAAGCAUUGCGUAUUUUCCUUUUUAACUCAUCGUAGUAUGUAGAUUAAGCCCAGAUUACUUUUUGUUGUUGUUUUUUUUUGGUCUGAGCCAUAGCUAAGUUAUUAUACCCAAUGCUUUUUGUAUCAGAUGGCAUCACUUUGAAUAUGCAGAUGAGGUAUAGGAUCUUGACACUUUAUAACCUUUUUAAAAAAAGAAACUUGUCUGUUUACUUACAUCUUGUGUAAAAAGGAAAAAAAAAUGUAUGCCUUUUAGUAAUCACUUUUUUUUUUUUUUAGUUUUAUGAGAAAUUAUGGCAGUUUCACUCCAGCAGCGAAAUAAAAAGCGUUCACUGUUUUGUA